CGUGCACGCGAUUUCGCGAAGCCUCCGGCCGCAGCGGAGACCCGCUCCCCUCCCCCGGCGGGGCCCUGGCGCGGCGACCCCGGCCGGCGUGCGGGGGGCUGCGGGCGGCUGUUGGGGCCGCGCGUCCGGGCGCGGGCGGGGGAGGGGCGCGGGGCCGAGCUCCGGGACGUGUGUGUCUGUAACUGAGUGCUCUUUAUCGUCUCGAGGAGGUAUUUCAUAGAGUCCCUUUGAAGUUGGGUUCAGAAGUGUAGAAUUGGCAAAGUUACUGCCAGCUUCCUGCAUCAGCAACAGCAACUUGUGAUUGGUGGUACCAGAUACUCACUCAGUUGUACAUCCCCACAUCAAUGCACUGCCAAUGAUGAGGAAACUGAGGCCUUGGACUAGAACAGAGGUCUCCUGACUCAGUCCAGGACUCUUUCUAUUACAUCAUGCUGCCUGAUGUUUGUUUAAGGAACUCGGCAACAUCACAUACAGGUUUUUUGGCCAAGAGGCAUCUGGGAUCUUAGCUCCCCCACCAGGGAUCGAACCCACACCCCCUGCAUUGGAAGGAAAUUUGAACACAGACACAGAGGAAAAGCAGUGUGAAGAGCCACAGGGAGAUACGGCAGGGUGACUAGAGGAAUGCGUCCAGGAGCCAAGGAAGCUGGGAGAGAUCCUUCCUUAGCACCUUCAGAAAGAGCACUGCCCUGCCCGGUGCUCCUUUCCUGUACCUUGAUGUUUGGACUUCUGACUCCCAAAACUGGUUAUAUCCUGUGUUGUGACCUCAUGGUUUAAGUGGGAAUAAAGAUGAGUAUAAGCAGUGAUGAGGUCAACUUCUUGGUAUAUAGAUACUUGCAAGAGUCAGGAUUUUCUCAUUCAGCGUUCACCUUUGGUAUAGAAAGCCAUAUCAGUCAGUCUAACAUAAAUGGUGCCCUCGUCCCGCCUGCUGCAUUAAUUUCUAUCAUCCAGAAAGGUCUGCAGUAUGUAGAGGCAGAAGUUAGUAUUAAUGAGGAUGGUACCCUGUUCGAUGGUCGACCAAUAGAGUCUCUGUCACUGAUAGAUGCCGUAAUGCCUGAUGUAGUACAAACAAGACAACAAGCUUAUAGAGAUAAACUUGCACAGCAACAAGCAGCAGCUGCUGCAGCUGCCGCAGCUGCAGCAAACCAACAAGGAUCUGCAAAAAAUGGAGAAAACACAGCAAAUGGGGAGGAGAAUGGAGCACAUACUAUAGCAAAUAAUCAUACUGAUAUGAUGGAAGUGGAUGGGGAUGUUGAAAUCCCUCCUAAUAAAGCGGUUGUGUUAAGGGGCCAUGAAUCUGAAGUUUUCAUCUGUGCCUGGAACCCUGUUAGUGAUCUCUUGGCAUCAGGGUCUGGAGACUCAACAGCAAGAAUAUGGAAUCUUAGUGAAAAUAGCACUAGUGGCUCCACACAAUUAGUACUUAGACAUUGUAUACGAGAAGGAGGGCAAGAUGUCCCAAGUAACAAGGAUGUGACGUCUCUAGAUUGGAAUAGUGAAGGUACACUUCUAGCAACUGGUUCCUACGAUGGGUUUGCUCGAAUAUGGACUAAAGAUGGUAACCUUGCUAGCACCUUGGGGCAGCAUAAAGGCCCUAUAUUUGCAUUAAAAUGGAAUAAGAAAGGAAAUUUCAUCCUAAGUGCUGGAGUAGACAAGACUACAAUUAUUUGGGAUGCACAUACUGGUGAAGCCAAACAACAAUUUCCUUUUCAUUCAGCACCAGCAUUGGAUGUUGAUUGGCAGAGCAACAACACCUUUGCUUCUUGUAGUACAGAUAUGUGCAUUCAUGUCUGUAAAUUAGGACAAGACAGACCUAUUAAAACAUUCCAGGGACACACGAAUGAAGUAAAUGCUAUCAAAUGGGACCCAACUGGCAAUCUCCUGGCAUCCUGUUCUGAUGACAUGACUUUAAAGAUAUGGAGUAUGAAACAAGACAAUUGUGUCCAUGAUUUGCAAGCACAUAAUAAAGAAAUUUAUACUAUCAAAUGGAGUCCAACAGGGCCAGGGACAAAUAAUCCAAAUGCCAACCUUAUGUUAGCAAGUGCAUCCUUUGAUUCUACUGUUAGAUUAUGGGAUGUAGACAGAGGAAUUUGCAUCCAUACUUUGACAAAACACCAAGAGCCUGUGUACAGUGUAGCUUUCAGUCCUGAUGGCAGGUAUCUGGCGAGUGGCUCUUUUGACAAAUGUGUGCACAUCUGGAACACACAGACAGGUGCUCUAGUUCACAGCUAUAGGGGAACAGGUGGAAUUUUUGAAGUUUGUUGGAAUGCAGCAGGAGACAAGGUUGGAGCCAGUGCAUCAGAUGGUUCAGUUUGUGUAUUAGACCUUCGGAAAUAGCGCUACUAGUUGGAAGCCAUGGACCGACUAUGAAUGUGUAUAUAGCCAAAAUGACUGUCCCCGACCCAAGUACUGCUAUAGUCCCACUUGAACCAUGGCCAGUCCACUACAGCCAAAUCUAAGAGAAAUAUAUACAUACAGUGUAUAUAAACAAAAUUGCACCCUGAAGAUGACAGAAUUUUGUCACAGCUUGUGAAUUCUGUUCACCAAGUGCUGGAAUCUAAUCUGCUGUGCCCCUAAAAUAGCAUUUAGAAGUUUUGGAUAUGAAAAACAGAAGAGAGAAAAAAAAUAAGCGUUAUAAAAGCAGCCCAUACAUGUACCAGUUUUUGGAUACUAAUGACAGCCUUGUUUCUCCCCUUUGAAUCAGCAGACACCAUGGAUUAUAUUCUUUUUUCCCUUCAGUAGUUUAGCAGUUUGUAUGUACAGAGAAAAUGGACUUACAAAAACUUGCAGCAGUAGUUUGUUCUUGCUUUUAAACUUUGUUUUUGGUUUAGUUUAUGGAUGCAUGAAGUAAGGGAGUGAAUCAGUUUCUUGUUUAUAUUUUUUUCACCUUUUAAACAAAAAAUUCUUAAAAAUAUUUUAAUGCAUUCUUUUGAAGAGAUAGAUGUUUGGUACAUUUAUGGCUCCCAGAGCAUAUAUUCAAUUGGUGCAUGCUGUAGAAGGGGUAAUUGGAAAUUAAAUGGAACUAUAUGACUUUGGUCAUGUCAAUCUGUAAGACACAUCAGUAAAAGGGUAUUAUGCUCUGUUUUUUUGUUUUUUGUUUUUGCUUUUGCUUUGUUUUUUGUUGUGAGGUUUUUGUUUUUUUUUUCUUUUUGGUUUUUUUGUUUUGUUUUGUUUUUUGGUGAUGUGGCUUAAAUGCAAUAGUUUCUUUUUUGGAACAUAUUUCUGCCAAUUAAAGACUAGAAGGGCACAAAAAUUUUUUUAAUACCAUAGAGAAGAUGCAUAUAAAAAAUCUUCUGAUGUUUUGUAGCCAUAACUGAAUUAUGGUUAAAAUGUGCACUAUUGUGAAAAGGAGCAAAGUAGGUUUGGGUUCUUUUGUUUCUUUGUUUCUUUUGCUUUGUUUCCUAAGAGAUUAAAAUGUUUCUGGAUAAGGAUUAGCUUCUCAAAGUGUCCAUCAUUCUGUGUAGAAGCUUAAAUAUGUAAUGUAACCAAACUCCAGUAUUAAAAAUCUCUCAUGUUAUUUUUCUUUAUACAAAGCAAGAUAACGGCAUAUAACACUGCCAUUACAUGGCAAAAUGUUUGCUACCUUAGUUUAAAAACAAUCUUUAAAACAAAAGACUUGCUUCAAGAUGUUUUUAAAUAGCAGUGAUUCAAAAUUUUUUUAAAAGGUGUAAUUGCACCAACCUCCCUGCUGCUCUGAUUCCGCAUUUGUGGUACUUGUGACUACAUUUUGUCAAAUAUAAGUAGAUUUAAGCUGCUAUGUUUUGUUUUUUCAGUAAUCACUACUAUAUCAUGUCUUUUACUCUGUUUAUAAUAUCAUGUAUUUUUUUAAAGGUAUAGGUAUCAAAUCAAACCUCCUUGUGCUCAUGCAACUAAAAGCUAAAACAUACAGAAUCUACUAUUGAUAGCAUGGGGCUGUGUUUAUAUGUGUGAUUAACAGAGUUUGUCAUGAUUAAUGUAAUAAUCCAGAAGUGUCCAUUUUGAAGAGAAUGGUUGUCAAAUUUAUAUCUCAAAAGAUUUUAAUUAUGGAAUAUCAUUUAUUAUCAAGCUUGGCAAAUUUAUAACACUAUUUCUGUCACUAAUUAUUUUGAAUCUUUUACUGCUAAAGUUUUAACCUCUGAUUUAAGUUUAAGUAGAAACUGAUUUACCCAAGUAAGGCAGCUUUGAUUUUCAGCACUUGUUGUUUAGCUCUUUUUACACAACAGCAUUGAUUGAAGCAAGUCUUGGUUUUACUAAGGUAGGAUAGCAUUUGCCAUUGGUGAAGAGAGUAAAUACACUUAAUUCCACAGUACAUUGUUACACAUACCCCAGUUGUUGUUAGUGGGGACUGUGAGACUGUAAUAAUAUUUUUUAAAAUUUACAUCCAGAGAGGCAGUCAUUCAUGAUGGUUUUGUGCCAGCUGUUUUUAGGGUUUUGGAUCCCAUUAUAGAUAUUUAGGACUAUUAUCCUGUGACUUAUGUAGGAAACCUAAUAUGCUGAGUAUCUGGCACUUGAAAUCCUGCUUUUAUUGCUGGAGGUCCACAUCUGUGGUUGACCUCUGUUGUUGUUUUAAAAAAAUAAAUAAAAAUUUAAAAAUCUGUGCAAUAAUUUUUAAAUGUGCUCCCAGGAAUAGACACAAAUGUUUUGAGUAUGUUGAAGCUGCAUUUUCCUUUAGCGAUGCAUUUGUCAAUUGCACUGAAUUUAAAUCUGAAAGUCAGAGGUGAUUAUUGAUAGUACUUUUGUAUUUUGAUAUGGACAAUUUAUUCAUUUGCAUACAGUUAUUGACCUUUUUUUCCCCAGCUGAUUAAAAGAUAGUCACGAAGUUCUGCAGUAUAGCUGCCAAAAUAGACAGCUACAUGUUUAUGGUAUUGUCAUCUUCUCUGUUUUGGGGGGUUUUUUUGUUUUGUUUUUAUCUUUAGCUAUUUUACUUAAGCAUAAUAGCCACAAUAGGACAUAUAAAAGAUUAUAAAUACAGAGCUUUAUUAUCCUGAAGUCUUGGGUCUUUUAAGUAUAAACUGUCAGAAAGAUAUCCAUUUUGUAGGCAUGGGUUCUUUGUGAGCAUACAAUGAUUUCUUUUUGCUGCUGUUCUCAACGUCAUCAUUGCCUGCUGAUGUGCCACGAUGCUGCUCCAGUAGACGGAAAUAAGAUUGCCUCUCAUUUGAGCAGUAACAUGAUUAUAAGAGACCAAGUUUCACAGCCUGUAAAGGUCUAUAUUUGAGGUUCUUGCUUAUUUUUCCUUCCUUCUUUUUUUUUUUUUUUUCCUCUAAGAACUUAUCUGAAGAUCUACUGAUGCCAGUAGAUUUUCUGUGGUAUUCAUUAUAUAUUGUUGUAUAGGCUACUGUAAGAAACUUAUAAGGAAAAAUAGAAAGGAAAACUUGAAUGAAUAGAAUACUCAUUGAUUAAAAUAGAAUAAAGAGCGAGCAGCUGUCACUCUUAAACAUCGUAAAGGAAUAUCUUUUUUCUUCUCCAUGUAGGAAAUCCUAUAAGUUCUUAUAUUUGUUCCAUUCCCAGUUUCCUGUCAUUGAUCAGGUACCAUCAUUGACUUUCAAGUGACUUUUAGAAGUGGUAACUUUUAAUUUCCUAAUAGGUCUUAGAGUGUAUUGAAUUCUGUUUUAGUUAAUUAUUCUCUAGGUAAGUAUGUUUUAGGAUUAAACACCUUUUACAGAUACUGAAAGUGCCUCCUUUUGUGGUGUAAAAAACAAAUUAUGGUGCAAAAAGUAAUCAUUAGAUUGAAUUACAUGAAGGUUUUUUGCUUUUUGACAUAUAAAGAUGUCAAGAGAAAGGCCAAAGAUUUGUACUUUUUCACUUAACUUAUAAAGCACUCCUUUUUUCCUUAAACUUAUUUCUGUCAAAUUAGAUUUAAUGAGAGAGUACUAUUUUUAAGGAGCUAUCCGUUUAUGUAGAAUGAUUUUGUUAAGAGUAAUGUAACUAUUAGUGAGUAGAGGCCUGAAGAGGAGUAUGCAUUUUUGCUGUUGAAAGGAAUCACAAAUGACCAUUCUUAUGUCAGCAAAAAUGUUGUCUUACUAGAUAAGCAGA
Molecule: messenger RNA, 6006 nt
Organism: Hippopotamus amphibius kiboko
Lineage: Eukaryota; Metazoa; Chordata; Mammalia; Artiodactyla; Hippopotamidae
Gene: TBL1XR1
Product: TBL1X/Y related 1
Exons: 19
Coding region: 787-2331 (514 amino acids)
Biological process (GO): regulation of transcription by RNA polymerase II
Cellular component (GO): histone deacetylase complex
Molecular function (GO): transcription corepressor activity; protein binding
Source: RefSeq, a predicted model, not a curated record